GUGACGUCACAACUAAGCGCGCACAGGUUGGGUUCGUAGUGGGGAAUUGGCGGUUUUUGGGCCCCGUGUCCCGUUUCCUCGUCGGGCGGUGAAGUAGGAGGUGCUUACCGAGUGACGGCCACCGGGUUACGUCACAUGACACUCCGCCAUGGGCUUCCUCAAACUCAUCGAGAUCGAGAACUUUAAGUCGUACAAGGGACGUCAGAUCAUCGGGCCAUUCCGCAGGUUCACGGCCAUCAUCGGGCCCAAUGGAUCCGGAAAGUCGAAUCUUAUGGAUGCUAUCAGCUUUGUCCUGGGGGAGAAAACCAGCAACCUAAGAGUAAAGACAUUACGAGAUCUCAUCCAUGGAGCUCCUGUGGGGAAACCUGCCGCAAACCGUGCAUUUGUUAGCAUGGUGUAUGCGGAGGAUAGUGGCGAGGAGAGAAUCUUCUCAAGAGUUAUUGUGGGUGGGUCAUCUGAAUAUAAAAUCAACAAGAAAGUAGUCCAACUGGCAGAAUACAGUGAAGAAUUAGAGAAGCUGGGGAUCCUUAUUAAAGCAAGGAACUUUCUGGUGUUCCAGGGAGCUGUGGAGUCCAUUGCAAUGAAAAACCCCAAAGAGCGUACGGCAUUGUUUGAAGAGAUAAGCCGAUCUGGGGAGCUGGCACAGGAGUACGAUAAGCGCAAGAAGGAGAUGGUGAAGGCAGAAGAAGACACACAGUUUAAUUAUCACCGCAAGAAAAACAUUGCUGCUGAGAGAAAGGAGGCCAAGCAGGAGAAGGAAGAGGCGGAAAGGUACCAACGGCUGAAGGAUGAGGUAGCUCGCGCUCAGAUCCAGAUGCAGCUUUUUAAGCUUUACCACAACGAAUCUGAAAUUGAGAAGCUGAAUAAGGAGCUAGGCACGAAAAACAAAGACAUUGAUAAGGACAAAAAACACAUGGACAAGGUGGAGGAGGAGCUGAAGGAAAAGAAGAAGGAACUGGGCAAACUGAUGCGUGAACAGCAAUCCAUUGAGAAAGAGAUCAAGGAAAAAGAUGCAGACCUGAACCAGAAGCGUCCUCAGUAUAUUAAAGCCAAAGAAAACACUUCACACAAAAUUAAGAAGCUAGAGACUGCAAAGAAGUCCAUGCAAAAUGCUCAGAAGCAAUACAAAAAGCGCAAGGCAGAUAUGGACGAGUUGGAGAAAGAGGUGAAAUCUGUAGAUAAGGCCAGACAGGAAUUUGAGGAAAGAAUGGAGGAGGAGAGCCAGAGCCAAGGUCGCGAUCUCACCCUAGAAGAAAAUCAGGUUAAACAAUAUCAUCGCCUGAAAGAAGAAGCGAGCAAAAGGGCAGCCACUCUUGCCCAAGAGCUGGAGAAAUUUAACCGGGACCAAAAGGCUGACCAAGAUCGCCUUGAUCUGGAAGAGAGAAAAAAAGUAGAAACCGAGGCAAAAAUCAAGCAAAAGCUGCGUGAAAUAGAAGAGAACCAGAAGAGAAUUGAAAAAUUGGAGGAGUACAUUGCCACUAGCAAGCAGUCACUGGAGGAGCAGAAGAACCUGGAAGAGACCUUGACUGAUGAGGUGGAGAUGGCCAAAAGAAGAAUCGAUGAAAUAAACAAGGAGCUGAAUCAGGUUAUGGAGCAGCUGGGUGAUGCCAGGAUCGACCGUCAGGAAAGCAGUCGGCAGCAGCGCAAGGCAGAGAUCAUGGAGAGCAUCAAGAGACUGUAUCCUGGAUCAGUGUAUGGGCGCUUGAUUGACCUCUGCCAGCCUACACAGAAGAAAUAUCAGAUUGCAGUCACCAAGGUGCUUGGAAAAAAUAUGGAUGCCAUUAUUGUCGAUUCGGAGAAAACAGGAAGAGAUUGUAUCCAGUACAUCAAGGAGCAACGAGGCGAGCCGGAAACUUUCCUCCCUCUUGAUUAUCUGGAGGUAAAGCCUACAGAUGAAAAAUUGCGUGAAUUGAAAGGAGCAAAACUAGUAAUUGAUGUAAUCCGGUACGAGCCCCCGCAUAUCAAGAAAGCUCUGCAGUAUGCUUGCGGGAAUGCUCUCGUAUGUGAUAAUGUGGAAGAUGCUCGAAGGAUUGCUUUUGGGGGACACCAGAGACACAAGACUGUGGCCCUAGACGGCACCUUGUUCCAGAAGUCUGGUGUGAUAUCUGGAGGUGCUAGUGACUUGAAAGCCAAAGCCAGGCGAUGGGAUGAAAAAGCUGUGGAUAAACUUAAGGAAAAAAAGGAACGUUUAACAGAGGAAUUAAAGGAACAAAUGAAAGCCAAGCGCAAGGAAGCUGAGUUACGGCAGGUCCAGUCCCAGGCUCACGGUUUGCAGAUGAGACUUAAAUAUUCCCAGAGUGACUUGGAGCAGACCAAGACACGCCACUUGGCCAUGAACCUCCAGGAAAAGUCCAAGCUUGAAAGUGAGCUAGCCAAUUUCAACCCACGGAUCAACGAUAUCAAGCGAAUAAUACAGAGCCGUGAGCGGGAGAUGAAGGACCUUAAGGAGAAGAUGAACCAGGUGGAGGAUGAGGUGUUUGAGGAGUUUUGCCGUGAGAUUGGAGUUCGUAACAUCCGAGAGUUCGAGGAGGAGAAGGUGAAGAGACAGAAUGAGAUUGCUAAGAAGAGGCUGGAGUUUGAAAACCAGAAGACCCGUCUGGGGAUUCAGCUGGACUACGAAAAGAACCAGCUAAAGGAAGACCAAGGGAAAGUCCAAACUUGGGAGCAAUCUGUGAAAAAAGAUGAAAAUGAAAUCGAGAAACUUAAAAAGGAAGAGCAGAGACAUAUGAAGAUCAUUGAUGAAACAAUGGCCCAGCUGCAGGACCUGAAGAACCAGCAUCUUGCCAAAAAGUCAGAAGUAAACGAUAAGAACCACAACAUGGAAGAGAUCCGCAAGAAGCUUGGCGGGGCCAACAAGGAGAUGACCCACCUUCAAAAGGAAGUCACAGCCAUUGAAACUAAAUUGGAGCAGAAACGCAGUGACCGUCAUAAUUUGCUGCAAGCCUGUAAAAUGCAGGAUAUUAAGUUGCCACUGACUAAAGGAACUAUGGAUGACAUCAGCCAAGAGGAGGGUGGGUCCCAAGGAGAGGAAUCUGUAAGCAGCUCCCAGAGAAGCUCCACUGUCUAUGCUCGAGAAGCCUUGCUAGAGAUCGACUACAGUGACUUGUCUGAAGACCUCAAGGAUGCAGUGGCAGAUGAUGAUAUCAAGCAGGAGAUGAGUUCGUUGCAACAAAAGCUGAACGAGCAGCAGAGUGUUUUGCAGCGUAUCUCUGCUCCCAACAUGAAAGCUAUGGAAAAACUGGAAAGUGUCCGAGACAAGUUUCAGGAGACCUCAGAUGAAUUUGAAGCUGCUCGUAAACGUGCUAAAAAGGCCAAGCAAGCGUUUGAGCAGACCAAAAAAGAGAGAUUUGACCGGUUUAAUGCCUGUUUUGAGUCUGUGGCAACCAACAUAGAUGAGAUCUACAAAGCCCUUUCCAGAAAUAGCAGUGCCCAGGCUUUCCUUGGACCAGAGAACCCAGAGGAACCCUACCUGGAUGGCAUUAAUUAUAACUGUGUAGCUCCUGGGAAGCGUUUUCGACCCAUGGACAACUUGUCUGGAGGGGAAAAGACUGUGGCCGCUCUUGCCCUUCUCUUUGCUAUCCAUAGCUACAAACCCUCUCCUUUCUUUGUACUUGAUGAAAUUGAUGCUGCUCUUGACAAUACAAACAUAGGAAAGGUGGCCAACUACAUUAAAGAGCAAUCCAUGACCAACUUCCAAGCUAUUGUCAUCUCCCUGAAGGAGGAGUUUUACACCAAGGCUGAGAGCUUGAUUGGUGUAUACCCAGAGCAAGGUGAUUGUGUGAUCAGCAAGGUCCUCACCUUCGACUUAACCAAGUACGCCGAUGCCAACCCUAACCCAAAUGAUCAGUAGUGAGCGUGUGAUGGAUUACAAGAGUUAUAUUUCACAUCCUUCUGGACAUUUUGUUACAUUUCUAUGUAUGCUCAACACAUGUGUUUUGAUUAUGGGACGACCUUGUCAAGUGAUUUUUCUUCACAUGGGCAUUUGUACGUGUAGAUACCUGCUGGAAAGCUAUGACCUGAUCUUUAUUUUUAAACCUAUGCCUUCUUAAUUUUAAUCCUAAUUAUGUUACUUAUCCACUGGCUCUUAUCCUUUCUAUCAGAUUCAUGGAAUUACUGUGUUUUAGAGGUCACCUCCUAUUUGGUUUGGAGGUGGAUAAUUUUAGCGCUUUUAUCACUCAUGUAGCUGUAAUGGCUUUUAUUGUUUUUAGUGUAUAUGUUCUUGCAGCUGCAUAGAUUGCGUAUUGUUUUGCAAUAAAGAUCCUUCAAGUAA
Messenger RNA from Pelobates fuscus (common spadefoot toad), 4270 nucleotides. RefSeq names its product structural maintenance of chromosomes 1A (gene SMC1A). The transcript has 25 exons. The record is from RefSeq and is a predicted model, not a curated record. Gene Ontology annotation, biological process: sister chromatid cohesion. Bases 149 to 3850 code for a protein of 1233 amino acids. Gene Ontology annotation, cellular component: chromosome; nucleus; meiotic cohesin complex. NCBI's taxonomy places the organism in Eukaryota, Metazoa, Chordata, Amphibia, Anura, Pelobatidae. Gene Ontology annotation, molecular function: protein binding; ATP hydrolysis activity; DNA binding.